Molecule: messenger RNA, 1872 nt
Organism: Wasmannia auropunctata (little fire ant)
Lineage: Eukaryota; Metazoa; Arthropoda; Insecta; Hymenoptera; Formicidae
Product: caveolin-3-like
Exons: 4
Coding region: 163-630 (155 amino acids)
Biological process (GO): caveola assembly
Cellular component (GO): caveola
Molecular function (GO): molecular adaptor activity
Source: RefSeq, a predicted model, not a curated record
AGCGUCGCGUCUCAAUCUCUCGGGGUGGAUCACCCCGUCCGCGUCGCGCGGUGGAGAAAACGGAAACUGUGUUAAUUCUCUGACUGGAUAGAGAAAGGCAGGGAAAGAGAAAGGAACUGUGAAGUCCUCACCUCGAGUCGCAAUACUUUUUUUCUCCGUCGAAUGGAGAAGCCGGAGUCCUCCGCGGAGGGGGGCGAGAGCACCGGGGAGCUCGAGGACCGGGAUCCCAACAGCCUGAAUCAGCAUCUUCAGGUGAUGUGGGACGACGUGAUCGGCGAGCCGGAAGGGAUCCGGAGCCCCGAGUGCGCCUGGCGGCUCAGCGGCCACUGCUUCCGGCUCUCCAGGGGAUGCUGCUACGUGCUCCUGUCCGUCCUCAUAGCACCUCUGUUCGCCCUGCUUUUGGGCUUCACGUUCGCCUGCCUCGCGUUCCAGCAUAUAUGGUGCAUCGCGCCGUGCCUACGCGUGUGGAAGAUCACGUGCGCGGCAGCGCGAAAUUUCCUGUCGGCGGUGACGCAGGCGAUCAUACGGCCGGUGAUGGAGGGGUUGGGUUACCUCUGCUACAACAUCCGCGUGUUCAAUCAGAGGCUACCGGACGGCCCGAUGCAGAAGGAGGACCUGCUGGUCGUGUAAUCCGGCGAUCCCUGCAGCUCCGACCCCUCGGCCGCCCCGUCGCCGUGCCGGAUUUGUCGCGCGCGCGACAGCGGCCUUCCGCUUGUCGCGUCAGUUUCCGCGUCCUUCACGAACGCAAGCAGAUCGCCGCGACGCGUUGCGGUCGCGCAAGCCGUGCUGGGCGGUAGUGCUGUUAGCGUUGUUAGAGUUAAGCGACGAGAGAGAGGAGGUGUUUAAUUAAGCUUAGGGAUAAUCCGCGAGACGCGACGCGUCCAAACGCGGGAUAUAUCACGAGCGAAACACGCUAUAAUUUGUUGUGUAGGAUAAGGUGGCGCAAUUUCGAACACGGUACAAUUCUGAACGAAAUAACAUUUGAAUCGAAUUCAUGUUUGAUAAUUCCGAUCUUAUUAUAUGUGGAGGGAUACUAUAGAAACGAAAAUUGGAUUCGAAUCUUAUUUCGUGCGGAAUUGUACCGCGUUGUGAAACUACACCCACCUUAAGCGGCGUCUCUACAAUGAGACUUGAAACUUAAAAUUCAAAAAAAUUGACAAAUCAUAAUCGGUUAUUCAUCUCACGUGAGAAGAAUGAUCGAUUGUGAUUUAUCAAUUUUCUUAAAUCUUAAGUCUUAAAUCUCAUAUUGUAGACACCGCUUUACGCUACGUAAAUAUCUUAGUAUGCGAGCGACGCCGACGGUCUUAAGACGGGCGAGGAGGAUACCGCGACAUGCGCGCAUCGCUCCUGGUAAUCGGGGCAGUAUAUUUUUACAGCUCUCGGUCACAUAAUGUCGCGUCAAAGAAUUUUUUUUCCGUUAAACUGUCUGCAAUAUAGCGUGCAACCGGCCGCCUGUUAAGUGUGUAAAGAUCUUGCCGCGUGUGCCGACCUUGUAGGGAGUAUAAUAAUUUUAAACUCGUGCGCAUGUCUCCGGGGUGGACGCAGAUCGGGAGUUAAGGAGCUCGAGUAGCCAUUAGGCUUUAUAGUCGAUACUUCACGCGGGUCGGCCUUUUUGCUGCGCGUGUCCACCUUUUGUCUCGUCCGCUCUUGAAUCCCGAGACGAAGAAGACUCGAUGUCGCACUUCAACAGGCGCGGGGAUGAAUUAUUCGCGUGGGAAGGGAUCUGAAUACGCGUGCGGCCGUCGGGUGUGCGUUCGCCGUUCAAUAAAAUACUAAUCUAAAAUAUCAAUUGAAAUUCUAAUCUAAUUGAGAAUGUAAAUUAUUAAUGUAAAUUGUUAACGAAAAAAAUGCAUACAAGGAAAGCAAUAAUUA